Messenger RNA from Prunus avium (sweet cherry), 1206 nucleotides. RefSeq names its product alpha/beta-Hydrolases superfamily protein. Gene Ontology annotation, molecular function: hydrolase activity. The record is from RefSeq and is a predicted model, not a curated record. Lineage: Eukaryota; Viridiplantae; Streptophyta; Magnoliopsida; Rosales; Rosaceae.
CCCAAAUUUCACUCUAUCCCCCACCACCAUCCUCCUUCAAUAUCUCAGUCUUUGGUCCUCUCUAGUCUAUAUAUAUAUAUAUCCCCCCCAACCAUGAACCUUCCCACUUCAGUUCACCCUCCAUUUCUCCAACCAGACCAUCUUCCACACACAAAAUUACCAAAAUGGGCUCCCUCCCUCACAUAGUAGAAGACUGCAUGGGCAUCUUACAAGUCUUUAGCGAUGGUACGAUCAACCGUUGCUCUUUAAUGGACAUAGACUUCAACAUUCCUGUCGUCGAUGACAACUCUGUGGCCUUCAAAGACGUCGCUUUCGACAAAAGAUACAACCUCUCCCUCCGUUUGUACAAACCCAAAUCGGCAAACCGCAAUUCCAAGCUCCCCGUGGUGUUCGUCGGCUCAUUUGUGUGGCCAAACUGCCACAACUGCUGCCUCCGCCUGUCUGCGGGGCUCCACGCGCUCGUGGUUGCCCCUGACUACAGGCUUGCGCCGGAGCAUAAGCUCCCAGCGCCAAUUGAUGAUGCGGUGAGUGCGGUGGAGUGGCUGCAAAGGGAGGCUUUGAUGAGUAAAAGUGGCGAUUGUGAUGCAUGGAUGGGUGGUACCGCUGACUUUGACCGGGUUUUCAUUGUGGGCGACUCUUCUGGCGGGAAUAUGGCCCACCACCUGGCGGUUCGGCUCGGGGCCGGGUCGGCCAAGGUAGCGCCGGUUCGGAUACGUGGGUAUGUGCUACUAGCGCCAUUUUUUGGUGGGGUGGAGAGGACAAGGUCAGAGGAAGGGCCUUGUGAGGCAUUGUUGAGUUUGGACAUACUUGACAGAUUUUGGAGACUCUCAAUGCCAGCAGGAGAAACCAGAGACCACCCACUGGUGAACCCAUUUGGACCAAACAGCCCAAACCUAGAGAAAGUGGCCCUUGAUCCAAUCUUGGUUAUUGUGGGCGGCAAUGAAAUUUUGAAAGAUAGGGUGGAGAGCUACUGGAGAAAGCUGAAAGACUUGGGGAAGAAAAUUGAGUAUGUGGAAUUUGAGGGACAACAACAUGGGUUUUUAACUGCUGAUCCAUACUCAGAAGUCUCAAAUGAAGCUUUGCAAUUUAUUAAAAGAUUUAUGAUUGAAAACUCCAACUAAAUUAAGCAUCAUCAUGCAUGUAAUGUUUGUUCAGUUUCUAGAACUUUGAUUUCAUUAUUUAUUAGAAGUGUUUGAGGUUGUUGUA